CGAGCUCUUUGCAGCCUUCAAGAGUGGCGUCGCUGGGCGGAGUUUGCGUCGACUCCACUCUUGUGGCAUCCACUCGCACCUGGCCCGACGUCAUGCAUAUUAUCGGCCUCCGCCCCAACUCUUACAUCCCAUCGGACCUGGCAGCAUGUUUGGGCAUUGCACAGUAUGCGAAGUAAGGGCUCUAGCGGCACACAUCAUGCAGUCCCGCAAAAAUGGGCCUGCCUCAAUGCAACCUGCUCCUCAGAGACUAACUCAUUAAACUUGCGCAAACAUAACGAUAAGCCGCAUAGUGGCCAGGCACUGCCGCGUGAUAGGCGUUGGAACUCGUUUUAACUCGCCUUGGCUUGGUUGGUUGCCUACAUUUUCGAAUCAUCCAGCAUUUGUGAUACUCUAAGAGGUGAAUAGAGCUUGGGGCCACACGUCAAAACAGCAGACGUACGCGAGACACAACCCCGCUUGCGUGGGAGAUGCUGCUUGAACAACUAUCCAGCCGCUCUAGAACACAAUACGCAUUAUGCAGUCCCCUGCACCGGCGGCGUUCGGCAAGCCGACCUCAGUUUGCAACACCUGUGUCGGCUUGUAAGCCAGAAGGCAGCCCGCGCGCCUGUGCCGGCCCGGAAGCCACAGCGACCGCCUCAGCCUCCCGCCGUUCCCUAUUUCUAGCGGGCCUAGGCUUGGCAGCCUGUACUGCCGCUGGCCUGUCGGCGCCGCGGCCUGCUGGCGCAUCGCUGGUCCGCUUCCCCGCUGACGUCCUGAACAACCGCUACUGGCUGGUGCGCGCGGGCGAGAGCUACUCGGAGUCCUUCGGGGAGCCGCUGACCAACCCGGUGUGGAAGACGUCGGAGCGGCACGGCCUGUCACCGCUGGGCAAGGAGCAGGUGCUCCGCGGCCUGACGCCCGACCUGGAGUCCCUGGGCGCCUGCAGCGAUGGUUGUUGGCUGUGGCCCAGCAUCACACAGAACGCCUACCAGACCGCGGAGGUGGUGGCCUACACACUGGGCAUCGGCCGCAGUCGCAUUGUGCCGGAGUACUCGUUCCUGGACGCGCGCGGAGUGGGGGCGCUGGAGAAUGAGCGGCUGGAGUUCGCGCGGCGGGUGGUGGAGGAGGGAGACCUGCUGGACGCGGGCUGGAAGCCAGAGAAGGGCACGGACGGCACACCGCAUGAGAGCGUCAACGAUGUGCUCGUGCGCAUGAGGCAGGUCCUCAGCAUCACCGAGACGCAGUACUUCGGUGACGACGUGUUGCUCAUAGCGCCGGACAGCGACUGCCUCAGUGUGCUGCAGGCCGCAGUGCUGGGCGUGGACCUGCGGCAGCACCGGAGGUAUGCGUUCAGGCCGGGGGAGGUGCGGCAGCUGCAGCUCAGCAGCGAGGCCUUCGACGCCAAGCCUGUCAGCUUCUCCUGCCCCGACCCACCCAAGUGCACCCGGCGUGCGGACGUGUAAUCCCGUCCUGGACGGAAGCAGUGCAUAUCUCUUGUGAUUACUGGUGUGUGUGGAGCCUGUAUGUAUGUGGGAGAGGAGGCUUUGUUGUAUGGCCUUAACUGCUUCUGUUAGGGAAGGCCAGGGUAGUCGCUUGCCUGUGCGUAAACCUGCGUGAACGGCUGGGAGGUGCUGAGGGGUGGACUGGAGCGACGUCGACCUGGGGCAAUACCCUGCGUCGCAAAGAACAAAGUAGGAGCUUGAGGCGCCAGGGCAAUGCGGCAGCAACGCCCUGCUGUUGUGUGAAGUUCGCCGAUGUAUGUUGAUUAUGGGGCAGGCAGGCCAGUCAGGGAGUGGGCGUCUCCUGCCGCCACUGACCGCCUACUUACCGUGCUGAAGCACCUCGGGUGCUGGUGCGUAGUGCAGCUGGUCGGGGCUUGCGCAAAGGAGGUCUGCACUUGCCUCCUGGAGGCUUGAAAUCCCAAUGUCAGCCACAGUACUCGGAUUCGUCAAGGGCUCUAGCACCGGCACUUAGUGCAUUCUCGGUUCAGGUGCUUGGACUGUGGGCUCUCGUCCUGAAGCUACUAAUACUAAUACUCCUUG
Molecule: messenger RNA, 2021 nt
Organism: Chlamydomonas reinhardtii
Lineage: Eukaryota; Viridiplantae; Chlorophyta; Chlorophyceae; Chlamydomonadales; Chlamydomonadaceae
Exons: 8
Coding region: 468-1442 (324 amino acids)
Source: RefSeq, a predicted model, not a curated record